AUGAAUGCAGUUUAUCAGCAUUUAAUGGUAUUUGAGACGUCGGCCGCGUCAGUGCCUAGAUCGCUAGCAAUCAGUGCACAUGUGUCUGCAACUGCGAAUAAAACUAUGACUGACAGGAACAGUGACCAGGGCACGCUCAGCUCCCCCCACAACCCAGAAUGUCCACAGCAGUACUGGACACUCAAGGGGUACGCAAACUUUUAA
Molecule: messenger RNA, 204 nt
Organism: Leptosia nina
Lineage: Eukaryota; Metazoa; Arthropoda; Insecta; Lepidoptera; Pieridae
Source: the annotation of a GenBank genome assembly